Nelumbo nucifera (sacred lotus) is the source of this 2244-nucleotide messenger RNA. The record is from RefSeq and is a predicted model, not a curated record. NCBI's taxonomy places the organism in Eukaryota, Viridiplantae, Streptophyta, Magnoliopsida, Proteales, Nelumbonaceae.
UAAAUUUUAUUUGGGUUCGACUAUGAUACCAGAAAGACAUGAUGCUGGAAAAAACUUCCAACCAAUCAACCGGUGUCAUAACAAAGUGACCAAUCCGAUGGUAUUCAUCGUAAUUCAGGGGGUGCUUUGAUUGGUCAAAGCUCUUUCCGUGGAGGAGAGGAUUGAAACUUAGUGGUGAAAGUGCAGUUGAAAAAUGUACUUUAGAUGGUGUACGGGGUCUGCGUAUUAUGCUUGGUGCAACUGUUCAUGAUGUGUUAUACUACAUGAGCCCAAUCUACUGCCAGGAUAUAAUCAACUCGGUAUCUAACCAGUUAAACCGAUUAUAUACCAAAUUUAUCAAGAGGAAUCCUGGUUAUGAUGGAAAGGUUUCUAUAUAUGGUCAUUCUCUUGGGAGUGUUCUCUCUUAUGAUAUCCUUUGUCAUCAAGAGGAUUUGUUAUCCCCAUUUCCAAUGGAGUCUAUGUACCGAGAACACAGUAGGAAUGAAGAACCUAUUUCUGAUUCAAUUAAUGAUUCUUUUAAGUGUAAAUUAUCCAAUAUAAGCCCUAUUAUAAAUAAUACCACUUUGAAGAGCUUCAGAGAUACCAUCGAGGAAGAAAGAUUAAAUUCAGUGCCAACUGUAUUAUUUCCAGAGGAAGUAGCUAAAGAUCCUUCCGUAAUUAUGCCCCCCCUGUCAGACACAAAAGAAUCUUCCUCAGGGACAUCCAGUGAGCAUUCUCAUGUCUUAUUUGCAGAGAGUAGGGAUUUUGAGAAACAACUUGAGACAUCAUUAUUGGAAGAUGCUGAUGGAAAGUCUGAUUGGGAAUCCAGUGAUAUGCAUUCUGGAGUAGGAAAUGUCUUGGGCCAUAAAGUUCCUGUUGACAAUUUGUACAAUUUGGUCAACAAUGCACCUGAAGAUACAAGUGAAAAAGACAAAGUAAUCAAAUUGCUGAGGGAAGAGGUAGAUGCCCUUAAAGCAAAGGUAGCAGAACCGGAGUCAAAGUGUCAAGGUCACAAGGAGAUAGGUGCAACUAUUCCAAAGGAACUGCCUUCACAUAAGCUCCCUUGUGAACAAGAUGAAACACAUAAGAGUCAUACACCUUAUAUCAAGUAUACGAAACUUGAAUUCAAGGUGGAUACAUUCUUUGCAGUGGGAUCACCUCUUGGUGUCUUUCUUUCCCUCCGCAAUAUUCGUAUUGGAACUGGCAAAGGACAAGAAUAUUGGAAAGAUGAAGGCAUAAGUGAGGAGAUGCCAGCCUGUCGGCGAAUGUUCAAUAUUUUUCACCCCUUCGAUCCCGUGGCCUAUAGAGUAGAACCAUUGAUCUGUAAAGAAUACAUCAGCAAACGCCCUGUUAUUAUCCCUUAUCACAGAGGUGGAAAGAGGCUACAUAUAGGGUUUCAGGAGUUCAGAGAGGAUAUGGCUGCACGUUCACAAGCAGUUAUGGAUCACCUAAAGGCCGUGAGGGUCAAAGUACUCACUGCUUGUCAAUCUAGAAGUACAGAUGACAUGGAAGCAGAUUCCACAGACAAUGAUCAAAUGACAGAAGAAAGAUCAUAUGGUUCGAUCAUGAUGGAGAGGUUGACUGGAAGUGUAGAAGACCGAGUUGAUUAUGUUCUUCAAGAUAAAACAUUUCAGCAUCCAUAUAUAUCAGCAAUUGGAUCACAUACAAACUAUUGGCGUGACCAUGAUACUGCUCUAUUCAUACUCAAACACUUGUAUAGUGAUAUACCCGAGGAACCCAACUCUCCAGAACUGCCCAGUGAAGGCGGUUCAAAAAGUCAGAGAGUUCCCACAAGACGAUUUUAUCAAAGGGACGACAUGGAUGAAGAUCUUCCCUUAACAUUUUCUGACACGAUAGUGGUUAAGGAGUUCUCAAGAAAAGUAAGGAAAGCAAUGAAGAAGUAAAAAAUAAAAAAAAAAACGCUGGUUCUUCAGUUGAGUCUGUACAACAUGUACAUGCUUCGCUUGAAGUUCCUAUUAACAGUAUUGUUGUGUAAAUAUUACAAUGUCGCUCAUCAUUUUCCUUCAUGCUUUUGUUUCUUCUCCAUAGGCAAAGAAAUAACAUAGGAGUGCCCCCUCUCGGAGUAGGAGUGUAGGACAUAAAUAGACUGAGGACAUAUGUAUAUAUACCACAGUACCACACACCACAUCUGCCUCGAAAUGUAUUAUCAUAUUUUACAAGUGAUAGAAAAUUUGGAAACUUCAUGUGCUAACUGACGUUUUGCUUACCUAAAUAAAGGAUUUAGAAUGUAUUUUUGUUGAGGUA